Messenger RNA from Linepithema humile (Argentine ant), 1730 nucleotides. NCBI's taxonomy places the organism in Eukaryota, Metazoa, Arthropoda, Insecta, Hymenoptera, Formicidae. The record is from RefSeq and is a predicted model, not a curated record.
CACCAUAUCUCUUCAAAUUUACAUACAUCUGGAUUCUCAUAUAAGAAAGACACAUUUAGACAAAUUAAAAAAUAUGCAAGAAACACAUGACCCAAUUGAUUCGUCAGAACGUGUUUCAUCACUUGAAACAAACAUAAUGUUUAUGUCAGUAAAUAUUGCAACUAAAAAAAAUAUAUGGGAAUAUUAUAUAAAUCUGACGGAUUUUAUAGCACAGUGCAAGUAUUGUGAAAUUAAAUAUAAUUAUAUAAAUGAUGCACACUUUAAACGUCAUAUAAAAAGUUUCCAUACAAAAAUUUUGCAAUACGAAGAAGAGAAAAAAUUAAUAAAAGGACCAUGGAUGUAUUUCAAGUAUUCAGAUGAACUAUUAUCACAAUGUAUUAUUUGUAAUGCAGAUAUUCUGUCUACAUCUAAAUCUGAAGAUUUUGUUGAUCACUUGAGUUCGCAUUCUGAAGAACAACGGAAGAAUCAUAUCCUUCAAAAUUGGAAACGGAAAUAUUGGACACAACGAAAUGAUUUUGAGGUGGAGUGUAAUAUUUGCAACAACACCAUAUCUCUUCAAAUUCACAUACAUCUGGAUUCUCAUAUAAGAAAGACACAUUUAGACAAAUUAAAAAAAAAGCAAGAAACACAUGACCCAAUUGAUUCGUCAGAAUGUGUUUCAUCACUUGAAACGAAUAUAAUUUUUAUGCCACUAAGUAUUGCUACUAAAGAAAAUAUAUGGGAAUAUUAUAUAAAGCUGGCGGAUUUUGAAGCACAGUGUAAGUUUUGUGAAAAUAAAUAUAAUUAUAUAGAUAAUGGAAACUUUAUACGUCAUAUAGCAAAACUCCAUGAAGAAAUUUGGAAAUACGAAGAAGGGGGAAAACUAAGAAAACGGCCAUGGAUGUAUUUCAAGUAUUCAAACCAAUUAUUUUCACAAUGUAUUAUCUGUGAUUCAAAAGUUCUAUCUACAUCUAAAUUUGUAGGGGAUCACUUGAAUUUGCAUUCUAAAGAUCAACAGAACAGUCAUACAUUUCGAAGUUGGACAGAGAAAUAUUGGAUACAAAGAAAUGAUUUUGUGGUGGAGUGUAAUAUUUGUCACGACAACUUACCUCUUUCUAUUCAGGAAUGUUUGGAUUCUCAUAUAAAAGAGACGCAUUCGGACAAAUUAAAAAUACGCAAGAAACACAUGACCCAGUUGGUUCAUCAAAUCGCAUUUCAUCAUAUGAAACAGACAGAACGUUUAUGUCACUGAAAGAUUGUUAUGUAUUGUUAAAGAGAUGUCCACCUUAUAAUCUUUACAUAUAAGAAAUAUAUAAAAAAUUUUAAUCUCGAAGAACAACAUUCAUUUUUCAACUCAUUUGCGUGAAAUGUAUUAUUUGUGAUGAGAACGAUUUAUUUGUAUCUAAAAAUUUUGAAGGUUAUUUACGCUCGCAUUCUAAAGAACAAUUAAAAAACAUACAUUUCAGAGUUGAUUAUAUACCAGGGGGUACAUACCAAAAGUCAUGAUUGAAGUAAACUGUAAUGCUAGUCACAGAAGCACAUCUGUUGCUAUGAGGACGCAUUUCAAUGACCAUGUUAAAGAUGAACAUCAUUUGGCAAGCCAACUAAACUGAAAAAAAUGUUAUUUAUCCUCCCCCAGAAGAUGACAUGAUAGAAAUGAGUAUGAUGAUAAUGGCAUCCAAGUACCAAUUAGCAAUAAUGGCAGUCUUGAUUUUGACGGUUUUAAAUUACUAAAAGAACAAUGGCGUAUA